Molecule: messenger RNA, 2334 nt
Organism: Didymodactylos carnosus
Lineage: Eukaryota; Metazoa; Rotifera; Eurotatoria; Philodinida; Philodinidae
Source: the annotation of a GenBank genome assembly
AUGAGUGAUAACGAAGAUAGAAUAGAUGACCAUGAAGAAGAGGAGGAAGAUAAUACUGAACAAACAGCAUCCAAAGAAAAAGUCAAACGAAAACGAGUUGAACAUGAUAAUGACCCAUCAAAUGAAAAUGAUGAAGCAGAUGACGAUGAUGAAGACGAAGAAGACGAUGAACUGGAUGAAGAAGAAGAACGGAACGUUAAAAGGGGUUCAAAACGAAAACGACAGGUAAUAUCUGGCAAGAAUUUUAUUAUAUCCGAAGCAGAUGUUGACGAGGACGAAGAUGAGGACGAACCUGCCGAAGAUGAUUUGGAAGAUACAUUUGUUCAUGAACAACAUGAAAUUGGCGAUACAGCGCGAGAUCUUUAUAGAACGGCAAGAACAACAACGUCACUUUUUGAUGAUGAAGAUGAUGUUGAAAAAAUAAAUGAAUAUAUAACGAAUAAAUAUGGUAAAAAAAAUCGAAUAUCUGAUUAUGAUGAAAUGGAUGAAGGGGAAGAUAUACCAGAUGAAAUAACGCAACAAAGUUUACUACCCGAUGUGAAAUCACCUAAUUUAUGGCCAGUGAAAUGUCGUAUUGGUGAAGAAAAACUAACAGCAUUAUUAUUAAUGAGAAAAUUUCUUGCAUUAGAAUCAAAAGAAAAUGCACUUCAAAUCAAAAGUGUUGUAGUCAAAGAAGGUGAUCGUGGUUAUGUGUAUGUUGAAGGAUUUAAAUCAAAUCAUGUUAAACAGGCGUGUGACGAUAUUAAAUCGUUACAUAUGAAUAAUUUACAAAUGGUACCUAUUCGUGGUAUGCCCGAUAUAUUGAGAGUAGUCAAAAUUAGUUAUGGUAUUAAAACUGGUUUAUGGGUACGAAUUAAACGUGGUAUUUAUCGUGAUGAUUUGGCAAAAGUUGAACAAUGUGAUAUGGUACAAAAUAAUGUUACGGUUAAAUUGAUACCACGUAUUGAUUAUACAAAAAAACGUGGUGUAGCAAGAACCGAUGAUGAACAGACAAAUGCAAAUAUGAGAAAGAAAAAUCGUUUUGCAUUUAAACGAUCAGCAGCGAAAUUGUUUGAUGAAGAUGCCGUUAAACAACUUGGUGGUAUGGUUAAACCAUUCGGUGAAUAUCGAUAUCGUGUGUUUGAAGGUGGAAAAUUUAAUGAAAAAGGAUUUUUAAUUAAGACCUUUCCCUUACAUGCUGUGCAAGCAGAUGGUAUUACACCUACAAUAUCUGAAUUAGAAAAAUUUGAAGAAUCUAUCGAUGGUCCAGAUAGUAAUGUUAUUGUUAGUAAAAAUAAAUCAUCAUUCAGUGAUUUACAAUCGUUUGCUCCGGGUGAUGUUGUCGAAGUUAGUGAAGGUGAAUUAAUUAAUUUACAAGGAACAGUUAUUGGCGUUGAUGGUGAUCAAAUUCGAAUAUUACCAAAACAUGAAGCGCUAAAAGAUGAAAUUCCAUUUAAAGCCAAUGAAUUACGUAAAUAUUUUUCUGUUGGUAAUCAUGUCAAAGUAUUGCGUGGACGAUUUGAAGGUGAUACGGGAAUGAUUGUUGGCAUUGAAGGAUUAAAAGCAAUUGUUCUAUCAGAUGGAACAAAAGACGAAAUUUGUAAGGAAACAUCAUCUGGCGUCGAUUCAACUGGUCAAUUUCAGUUACGUGAUUUAGUCAAUUUAAGUUCUGACAAAGUUGGUAUUGUUAUUCGGGUUGAAAAAGAACGUUUACAUGUAUUAAAUAUGGACGGUAAAGUUCAAAUUGUAUCAAUACAAUCGGUGACAAAACGUCGAUUUAAUAAAAAUGCAACUGCAUUGGAUAGUUUAAACAAUAAUUUAAAUGCGGGAGAUAUUGUAAACGUUACCGAUGGACCAAAUUCUAAUCGUCAGGGUCAAAUUAAGCAUAUAUUUCGCCACUUUGUAUUUGUAUUUUCUCAAACAUUAUCAGAAAAUGGCGGUCUGUUUGUGUGUAAAGCAAAAAACCUGUCGUUAGCUGGUGGAGCUAAAGUAUCAUCAAUUCCUGCAAUGCCAUCUGGCUAUACGUCGCCCAGAAUCGCCAAUAGUCCAUCUCCGCAUAACGGUAGUGCCGGAACAAGUGUUCAUGAUGCAAUUGGUAGUACGCACGGUACAACUGGUGGAGCAUCAGCAACACAUGGCAAUCGUACACCAUCUGGAAGACCAUUUAGUUCAUCAAUUAAUGUUAGGCGAGACACACAACUCAUUGGAAAGACUGUUAGAAUUAAACAAGGGCCCUAUAAAGGUUAUGUUGGGAUAGUUAAAGAUGCUACAGAGUCCACAUGUAAAAUUGAAUUACAUGCAAAAUGUCAGACAAUAACAGUCGAUAAAAACCGUAUUAUUGUGUAUGUAUUUUGA